Molecule: messenger RNA, 1356 nt
Organism: Brenthis ino (lesser marbled fritillary)
Lineage: Eukaryota; Metazoa; Arthropoda; Insecta; Lepidoptera; Nymphalidae
Source: the annotation of a GenBank genome assembly
AUGAGUUGUUCGGUGCUCGUAGAGGCGACUUCCUCUAACAUAGAUGAUGACCUCUACACGUUUAAAGAAGACCCCGAGUCGCCAGUGUCCGGUAACUCACCCGAGCAACAGCCAGAGGGCGCAACUGGCGGGAGCGGGAAGGCCGCAGCGCCGUGCAAAGUGUGCGGGGACAAGGCGUCGGGAUACCACUACGGGGUUACUUCGUGCGAGGGUUGCAAGGGCUUUUUUCGAAGGAGCAUCCAGAAGCAAAUAGAAUACCGUUGCCUUCGCGACGGUAAGUGUCUUGUGAUCCGGCUGAACAGGAACCGCUGCCAGUUCUGCCGGUUUAAAAAGUGCCUCGCGGUUGGCAUGAGCCGCGACUCGGUCAGAUACGGAAGAGUUCCAAAGAGACCGAGAGAAGCGACAAAUACAGAGCACACUGCAGAGAUAUCUAAAAAUAUGGCGUCGGGUUCGGCGCCGCCCCCGCAGCCGGAUCCGCCGCCUAUAGAAGAAAUGGAUCCGGACCCUAUACAACAAGACUUCAUCACGGACCUGGCCAAAGUUAUUAUCGCUGCUCACCGAACCAAUAACACUUACACGGACGAAGUGAAAUCUACACUACAAAUAAGAAAUGUCGAAGUCAAAACAGAAGAAUCUGACACAGAAGGGAGCGGCAGUGAAGAAGCCGCCAGCUCCACGACAGGCCAUACAAUGGACACGCUGUCCAUGCUAUGGUACAAUGUGGCCUAUAGAAUGACACCAUCAGUACAACAGGUGGUGGAAUUCGCCAAAAGAAUACCCGGAUUCACCUCUCUGCCUCAAGAUGACCAACUUAUUCUAAUUAAGUUAGGAUUCUUCGAGGUGUGGCUGUCACGAGCCACCAAGCUAUCCUCGGCCACUAACAUCGUAUUCGACGACGGUACCGCCGUCAGCCUGACCCAGCUAGAAACCAUCUAUGAUACCCAGUUCGCUAACGCUAUGUUGUCAUACGUUGCUCAAAUCACGAAUUUGGCAACGUCUGACGAUGAACUGGCGGUGUACUCCGCCAGUUUGUUGAUCAGCCCCUUGCGCAAUGGACUAAGCGAUCGUGACAGAAUAACCACCCUCUAUACUAACAUCGGUGAAGCACUUAAACACGUGUUUACAGAAGCUGGAGUUCCAGACGUGAAAGCUCGCCUCGAUGCGUUCGCUUUAGCAGCCCAAGAAGUUCGUACAUUGGGCGCCCGACAUAAUGAACUUUUAACCUGGUGCCGCGUCAACUGGCCGCGACUAGUCCUUCCCGCCCUCUUCUCUGAAAUAUUUGACAUCCCCAAGGGCGAAGAGGACGAGUCCACCGAAUCUGAACGAGCCUCGGCACCUAUAUCCCAAGUACAGGGC